AGUGUGAGAGGGGCUUAGCCGAUGGUCGUAAAGUGUAAAACGGGCUUGAAAUCUUACGACAGCUGACAGAUACAAAACGUGUAUGUAUAAACAACAACAAACUAAACACUGCAAGAGUACUAGUAUUUUAUUUUUUAUUGUAUAUAAAAUUUCAAUCUCUUAUAAAUGGAAGAGAAUACGGUAAUGAACGAAAAUACUGAGGAACAAGAAUGCAGAGCCUUUUUGAGGAGUAGAUACUUAUAUUUCAUCUCGUCAUUAUGUGCAAGCAAGUUGAAAUGUCAUAUCCAGAUGUAUGAUAAUACAAGUAUAACUUGUGUCAUCAGAGCAAUCGAUUUGAAUUUUGAAAAUAUAAUAGUUGACAACCUCAGGACUCCAUUUCCAAAAACAGCCAGGAAAGCAAUCCUGAGAAUAACAGAUAUAAUAUCAAUAGAAUUGGACAAAAAUAUGAAUUUGUUAAAAAUUCAAUAAGACAUUUCGUAAUGUU
Messenger RNA from Coccinella septempunctata (seven-spotted ladybird), 484 nucleotides. RefSeq lists its product as uncharacterized. The transcript is spliced from 3 exons. The coding region runs from base 166 to 468 and encodes 100 amino acids. The record is from RefSeq and is a predicted model, not a curated record. Gene Ontology annotation, biological process: spliceosomal snRNP assembly. Gene Ontology annotation, cellular component: SMN-Sm protein complex. Lineage: Eukaryota; Metazoa; Arthropoda; Insecta; Coleoptera; Coccinellidae.